Pistacia vera is the source of this 1785-nucleotide messenger RNA. Its product is annotated as exopolygalacturonase-like. Gene Ontology annotation, molecular function: polygalacturonase activity. The transcript has 6 exons. The coding region runs from base 1 to 1785 and encodes 594 amino acids. Lineage: Eukaryota; Viridiplantae; Streptophyta; Magnoliopsida; Sapindales; Anacardiaceae. The record is from RefSeq and is a predicted model, not a curated record. Gene Ontology annotation, biological process: carbohydrate metabolic process.
AUGGUGAAAUCGAUUGACAUCGCGAAAGUUGCCUUUUUAUUGGUAUUAUUUGUAUCAACAACUAGAGCUCAGUCAAUUUUCGAUGUGACGAAAGAUGGCGCAAAAGCCAAUGGACCAGAUAUCAAUGCGGCUUUAAUGAGUACAUGGAAAAAAGCAUGUGCAUCUGCUACGCCAAGCAAAGUGUUGAUUCCAAAAGGGAUAUUCUCAUUAAGUCCAGUGACCUUAGAAGGUCCCUGCAAGGCUCCUAUUGAGGUUCAAGUUCAAGGCACCCUCAAGGCCCUAUCGGGCGCUGGCAAAACGACAGAGGAUGGCGGUUGGGUUACUUUCCAACACAUUGAAGGCUUCACAUUGUCGGGUGGUGGAAUUUUCGAUGGCCAAGGAGGCUCGUCUUGGGGAGCCUGUGGCAAUGAUUAUUGCAAGCAGCUUCCCAUUAAUAUGAGGUUCGACUUCAUUACUAACGGGUUGGUCCAAGAUGUAACUUCCCUAAAUAGCAAACAAUUUCAUGUUAACGUCCUAGGUUGCAAGAACUUCAGUUUUCGUCGCUUUACCGUCACCGCGCCCGGAGAUAGCAAAAACACCGAUGGCAUCCACAUCGGAAGAUCUAGUGGAAUUGAAAUUAUAGAUUCAAAAAUUGGAACAGGUGAUGAUUGCAUUUCCAUCGGUGGUGGAGCUCAAAAUGUAUCAAUUACCAAAGUUAUAUGCGGACCUGGCCAUGGCAUCAGCGUUGGAAGUCUAGGACAGUAUGAAGAAGAAGAACCUGUAAUCGGAAUCACUGUCAAGGGUUGUACUCUCACUAAUACCGACAAUGGUAUGAGAAUCAAAACUUGGCCAGCUUCUUAUGCAGCCUCUGCAUCCAACAUGCAUUUCGAGGAUGUUACUAUGGUUAAUGUCAGCGAUCCUAUCAUCAUUGAUCAAUCCUACUGCCCACACAAUGAUUGCAAUGCAAAGCUUCCAUCGCGCGUAAAGAUCAACAACGUUAGCUUCAAGAACAUUCGGGGCACUUCUACAACUCCAGUUGCUGUAAAGCUUGACUGUAGUAGUGGUUCACCAUGCCAGGGUGUGGAGCUUGACAAUAUUGACCUUAAAUACAUUGGAAAGGAAGGAUCUAUUACAUCAGAAUGUAGUAAUGUUAGACCUAAGACGAUCGGCGUACAAAGCGCGCUAGCAUGUGGCAGCCCAACCGCGGCCCAUACAGAUAUGCAAGGUCCAAAAUGCAAAGUUUCUAGGGGAAAAGGGAGCAGAGGCAGAAGUUUUACUUUGUCCGUGUUAAAUGAUGAAUUGGCCUCAGAAGCCAUUGAAAAUUUUCCAUCAGAUUCUCGGCAACCAAACACUGCUUUUGUUCAAGAAAAGCUUCACACACCUUCUACACAAGAUGAUGAGACCAUUGCGCAUCCUCAUUUCACCUCUGGUUCCACUUCCUCCACUACUGCCGUAACUUCUUUGUCUCCAACAACCUUACCACCGAUUACCAUCAAGCUUCAUCAAAAAAAUUAUGUGUAUUGGCGAUCACAAGUACUGUCCGCUGUUCGAGAAUUUGAUUUUGAGCAUUUUCUGACUAGAUCUCGAUCUCCACCACUAGAAAUUAUAACCUUUGGUACUACUUCUAAAGCCUUCACUUGUGUUAAUCCUGCCUUUGCUGCCUGGUGUCGUCUUGAUCAGUUGAUAGUAAAUUGGCUACUUGCCUCUGUUUCUGAAAAUAUGAUGCGGCAUGUGAUAAAAUGCUCUAAUGCAUCUGAGAUCUGGUCCAACUUAGAUAAACUGAAUUUAACUCAAGCAAAGUCUUAG